AUGUCUGCAUUACUUUCUAGAGUUGCUCCAAGAAUGAGCGUCUUGGCUUGUGCUGCCAGACUUCAAUUGAGAACGUAUGCUUCUUACCCACCAUACACCAUCAUUGGUAUGCCAGCUUUGUCUCCUACCAUGGUUCAAGGUGGUUUGACGGAAUGGAGUAAGAACGUUGGUGACAGGUUGGAGCCUGGUGAUGUCCUUGCUGAAGUUGAAACUGAUAAGGCUCAAAUGGAUUUCGAAUUCCAAGAAGAAGGUUAUUUGGCUAAGAUCUUGGUUCCAGCUGGUACCAAGGAUAUCCCAGUGAACAAGCCACUUGCUGUUUACGUUGAGGAAGAAUCUGACGUUCCAGCUUUCGCUAAUUUCACUGCUGCAGACGCCGAAUCUGCUACCGCUGCUAAGGAAGCUGCCAAGAAUGGUGCUAAGCAACCUGCAAAGGAAGAAUCCAAGGAAGAAUCCAAGGAAGGUGCUAAACCAGCUUCUAAACCAGCUGCCAAGAAAUCCUCUGGAUCUUCUGCUUCUUCAGGUACUAGAAUCUUUGCUUCUCCAUUGGCCAAGAGCAUCGCUUUGGAACAUGGUGUUUCCUUGAAGGAAGUUGAAGGUACUGGUCCAAGAGGCAGAAUCACUAAGGAUGAUGUUGAAGCCUUCUUGGCCUCGGCUCCAUCUCGUGAAUCCUCCGCUGCUAAGGCCGCUCCAGCCCUAGCUGCCCCAACUCCAGCAUCCGCCACUUAUGAAGAUGUUCCAAUCAGUAACAUGAGACAAAUCAUCGGUGACCGUUUGUUGCAAUCCACUCAAAAUAUUCCAUCAUACAUUGUUUCCUCUCAAAUUAGUGUUUCUAAGCUUUUGAAGUUGAGACAAUCCUUGAACGCUACUGCUAAAGACCAAUACAAGUUGUCCAUCAAUGACAUCUUGAUCAAGGCCAUUGCUGUUGCUGCUCAGAGAUGUCCAGAUGCUAAUGCUUACUGGAUGCCAGAACAAGGUGUCAUCAGAAAGUUCAAGAACGUUGACGUCUCUGUCGCUGUUGCUACCCCAACCGGUUUGUUGACUCCGAUCGUCAAGAACGCCGAAUCCAAGGGCCUUGUUUCCAUUUCUAAGGAAAUCAAGGACUUAGGUAAGCGUGCUAAGGAUAAUAAGUUGAAGCCAGAAGAAUUCCAAGGUGGUACUAUCUGUAUCUCUAACUUGGGUAUGAACCCUGCCGUUUCCAUGUUCACCUCUAUCAUCAACCCACCACAAUCUACCAUCUUGGCUAUCGGUACCGUUAACAAGGUCCCAGUCGAAGAUGCUGGUUCCGAAUUCGGCUUCACCUUUGACCAAAAGAUGAAUAUCACUGGUACUUUCGAUCACAGAACUAUCGAUGGUGCUAAGGGUGGUGAAUUCAUGAAGGAAUUGAAGAAGGUUAUUGAAAACCCAUUGGAACUAUUGUUAUGA
This is a messenger RNA of Kluyveromyces lactis, 1422 nucleotides long. RefSeq names its product dihydrolipoyllysine-residue acetyltransferase (gene LAT1). Gene Ontology annotation, biological process: pyruvate decarboxylation to acetyl-CoA. Bases 1 to 1422 code for a protein of 473 amino acids. NCBI's taxonomy places the organism in Eukaryota, Fungi, Ascomycota, Saccharomycetes, Saccharomycetales, Saccharomycetaceae. Gene Ontology annotation, cellular component: pyruvate dehydrogenase complex. Gene Ontology annotation, molecular function: dihydrolipoyllysine-residue acetyltransferase activity. The record is from RefSeq and is a predicted model, not a curated record. The transcript has a single exon.